ACUCGAGUUACAAAAAAAGGUCAACUGGCCUUUUUCCACACGUUUGCUCAGACGUGUUGAUCAAAACAUUGCACUUGGUUAACGUUGUAUUUAGAUAUAUUAAUGCGACGCCGUUAUUAACGGAAUCUGCGUCUGAUCGAGCACAAUAGCCUGCUGGCGUCAAGAUCAUGGCGAUGAGAUGUGAGGGCACGGUUGAAACUGAGAUUGAGGAGGAAGAAAACUUUGGACCUCAGCCUCUGUGCAGACUAGAGCAAUGUGGAAUAAGUGCAAGUGACAUCAAGAAACUGGAGGACGCAGGUUUCCACACCAUCGAGGCAGUGGCUUAUGCGCCGAAGAAGGAGCUGCUUAACAUAAAAGGCAUUAGUGAAGCCAAAGCUGAUAAAAUUAUAAUGGAAGCUGCCAAGCUUGUGCCUAUGGGCUUUACUACAGCUUCUGAGUUCCACCAGAGAAGAGCAGAAAUCAUCCAAAUAUCUACAGGUUCGAAGGAAUUGGACAAACUCCUACAUGGUGGGAUUGAGACUGGUUCCAUCACAGAGAUGUUUGGGGAGUUUCGGACAGGGAAGACCCAGCUGUGCCAUACACUCGCUGUCACAUGUCAGCUGCCCAUGGAUCAGGGGGGUGGAGAAGGUAAAGCCAUGUACAUUGACACAGAGGGAACCUUCAGACCAGAAAGACUCCUGGCUGUAGCCGAAAGGUAUGGGCUGGUGGGCAGUGACGUUCUGGACAAUGUGGCCUAUGCUCGAGCUUUCAACACGGAUCAUCAGACACAGCUGCUUUAUCAGGCGUCUGCUAUGAUGGCUGAGUCCAGAUACGCUCUGCUGAUUGUGGACAGUGCCACAGCUCUGUAUAGAACAGACUACUCGGGCAGAGGUGAGCUGUCAGCCAGACAAGGACACUUGGGACGCUUCCUUCGCAUGCUGCUCAGGCUGGCUGACGAGUUUGGCGUUGCAGUGGUAAUAACCAACCAAGUGGUUGCACAGGUCGAUGGGGCUGCCAUGUUCUCUGCUGAUCCAAAGAAGCCAAUCGGUGGCAACAUUCUGGCUCAUGCAUCCACCACACGGCUGUAUCUGAGAAAAGGCAGAGGAGAGACAAGAAUCUGUAAAAUCUACGACUCGCCUUGCCUGCCAGAGGCGGAAGCCAUGUUUGCCAUUAAUGCUGACGGAGUGGGAGAUGCUAAAGACUGAGAACGCGCCGCAUUCGACGCUAUGGAAGUGUCGAACCAGCCCGAUCAAAUCUGAAAAACCUCUGGGAUCUGGACAGUACUAUUACUGCCAGGAAAGCUCCAGAAGUGCUGAGGUCAGACUGAGUCAAAGGCAAGGUUCAAGCGGUUAGCGAUGUGUUGCCAUCAAGGCUAGUAAAACAGCAAGGUAUGAAAAUAGGAACGAGCAGCUGAAAAUGAAGACAAGAUCAGUCAGAUAAAACUAAUGGAUCUCAUUCUUUAUUCUCGAUACAUUUGAGAAAUCAAAGUUGUUAUAUGAUGACCAAAACAAUUUGAAAUAUGACCGUCUCUGUCUUUGUUUCAGAAGUAUCUCUCGGGUGAAAAGGACAGAGCGGCAAACGCCGCUCUCGAUUAGUCAACGGGUAAACAUUUUUGCCACCGAGGCCCUUGAAAGUAAUCUCAUCAUGUUUUUCAAACAAGCGGAAGUUUGUCAACUCUCCAAAAACGCUACAAAAUACCUUGUGUCCAUUUGUCACAAUGUGUUAAGUGUCUGCGAUUGCUUAAAAGAUAUUUGAGCAAUUACGUUGAUGCGUUGUCAUUAGCCAAGAUGUUCCAGCUAGAAUGUGAUCAAAUUUCACCCUAUCGGAAUGACGUCGAAAGAUUGUGAUUGGACGAGAGAUCAACAUGUCAGCGUUUACUUUCCGGUUUGAAGAUGGCACCUUUUGUUUGAAUCCACCUAUUUUCCACAUAAGCUGUAAGUAUUGGAGCAUGUGACUGUGCUUUGCCUUUGAGUAUUAAAAAAAAGGAUGAAUUUCUGG
Phycodurus eques (leafy seadragon) is the source of this 1977-nucleotide messenger RNA. RefSeq names its product RAD51 recombinase (gene rad51). NCBI's taxonomy places the organism in Eukaryota, Metazoa, Chordata, Actinopteri, Syngnathiformes, Syngnathidae. The transcript is spliced from 10 exons. Gene Ontology annotation, cellular component: condensed nuclear chromosome. Bases 168 to 1184 code for a protein of 338 amino acids. Gene Ontology annotation, molecular function: ATP-dependent DNA damage sensor activity; DNA strand exchange activity; ATP binding. The record is from RefSeq and is a predicted model, not a curated record. Gene Ontology annotation, biological process: mitotic recombination; chromosome organization involved in meiotic cell cycle; DNA strand invasion.